Brassicogethes aeneus is the source of this 3350-nucleotide messenger RNA. Lineage: Eukaryota; Metazoa; Arthropoda; Insecta; Coleoptera; Nitidulidae. The record is from the annotation of a GenBank genome assembly.
ACCAGGGUUGUCUUGACUUAUAUUUAAUUCAACUUUUAUGGUUGGCUAAACUGUGGUUACAUCUAGGGGGACAGAAAUUCUGUCAUAGAAUAGAUUGUCACUGAAUGUUCUGCGAAGUGAUUGUACUGUGGUGGGUGUACUGCAUGAAAUUAGUGUAUAAAAUAUUUGUUGGUUUGAUUUUAGAUUAAAAAUUAAAAUCGACAUUAUGGCAUCCCUUUUCCGGAGUGCUGAAAUGACACUGUGUCAGCUGUUUUUACAAAGUGAAGCAGCUUAUGCAUGUGUCUCGGAAUUGGGAGAACUUGGACUUGUCCAAUUUCGGGAUCUUAAUCCAGAUGUUAAUGUUUUUCAAAGAAAGUUUGUCAAUGAAGUACGAAGAUGUGAUGAAAUGGAAAGAAAACUUAGAUACUUAGAGAAAGAAAUAAAAAAAGAUAAAAUUCCAAUGCUAGAUACAGGCGAAAAUCCAGAAGCUCCACAACCCAGAGAAAUGAUUGAUUUAGAGGCAACAUUUGAAAAACUGGAAAAUGAACUUAGAGAAGUUAAUCAAAAUGCUGAAGCCUUAAAAAGAAAUUUUCUUGAACUAACAGAACUUAAGCAGAUUCUACGUAAAACACAAGUUUUCUUUGAUGAGCACGAGGGGGGUAUACACUCCACCGAGUCUAUGACGAGAGCCCUUAUUAGUGACGACUCUAUAGCCCGACAAAGCACCCUAGGUCCCGUGCAGUUAGGUUUUGUCGCUGGAGUAAUCCUUAGGGAACGGAUUCCUGCUUUUGAAAGAAUGUUAUGGCGCGCAUGUCGCGGAAACGUUUUUCUGCGUCAAGCAGAAAUUGAAACUCCAUUGGAAGACCCUUCAACGGGAGACCAGGUUUAUAAAUCUGUAUUCAUUAUUUUCUUCCAAGGUGAUCAAUUAAAAACCAGAGUUAAAAAAAUUUGUGAAGGAUUCAGAGCCACACUUUACCCUUGUCCUGAAGCCCCAGCUGAUAGAAGAGAAAUGGCCAUGGGUGUUAUGACCCGUAUUGAAGAUCUGAAUACUGUGUUAGGUCAGACUCAGGAUCAUCGUCAUAGGGUAUUAGUCGCGGCCGCUAAAAACAUUAAAAAUUGGUUUAUUAAAGUCAGAAAAAUCAAAGCUAUUUAUCAUACACUGAACUUGUUUAAUUUGGAUGUUACUCAAAAAUGCCUUAUUGCUGAAUGUUGGGUACCAGUACUUGAUUUAGAAAAUAUUCAGUUGGCACUUAGAAGAGGAACAGAGAGAAGUGGUAGUUCUGUACCUCCAAUUUUAAAUAGAAUGGAUACCCCAGAAGACCCUCCUACUUAUAAUCACACCAACAAGUUUACUUCUGCGUUCCAAACCUUAAUCGAUUCAUAUGGUAUUGCUUCGUAUCGUGAAAUGAACCCUGCUCCUUACACAAUUAUCACCUUUCCCUUUCUUUUUGCUGUAAUGUUUGGUGAUCUUGGACAUGGAUCUUUGAUGAUGUUAUUUGGUUUAUGGAUGGUAUUGAAAGAAAAGCCCCUAGCGGCUAAAAAGUCCGAUAACGAGAUAUGGAACAUUUUCUUUGGCGGACGUUACAUCAUAUUCCUCAUGGGUGUGUUUUCUAUGUAUACUGGUCUUAUCUAUAACGAUAUGUUUGCCAAGUCUCUCAAUAUAUUUGGUUCAAGUUGGCAAGUGAAAAACAUUUCCAAAGCUGAUGCCAUCUCCAUUACAAGUGUGCAUAUGCUUGAUCCAGCAACAGACGAUUAUUUUGAUUAUUCUUAUGCUAUUGGAAUGGAUCCAGUUUGGCAACUUGCUAAAAACAAAAUCAUUUUCCAAAAUUCCUUUAAAAUGAAAAUUUCUAUUAUUUUGGGUAUAACCCAUAUGUUAUUUGGAGUUUCCAUGAGCUUAUUUAAUCACAUGUAUUUUAAAAACAAGUUAAGCAUUAUUUGUGAAUUCAUUCCUCAGGUUAUUUUCCUAGUAUUCCUAUUUUUCUACAUGGUAAUGCUUAUGUUUAUUAAAUGGUUUAUGUAUUAUGCCACCAACGAAAGGACUCACAUAACUUACAGUACCCGUUGCGCACCAUCUAUUCUUAUAACAUUUAUAAACAUGAUGCUUAAUAAGGAAACUGACUACGAAAAAAUAUGUGAGACUCCAUAUUUAUUUGCUGGACAAGGAGGUAUUCAAAAGCUCCUUGUGUUUUGUGCGUUAAUUUGCGUACCAUGGAUGUUGCUUGCCAAACCAAUUAUGAUAAUGCGUUCGCGUAAACAACAAUCUAUUUCUUCUAAUACACAUCAGCCAAUGACUACUGAAAAUGGUGUGGAUUCAGAGUUACCAGUACACAAUAAUAUGGUUCAUCAACCUCCAACUCAACCUGGUGGGCACGACAGUGAGCCAAUGGCUGAAAUAUUUAUUCACCAAGGCAUUCACACAAUUGAAUAUGUACUAGGUUCUGUUUCUCACACUGCCUCAUAUCUUAGAUUGUGGGCCCUAUCGCUUGCUCAUGCACAGUUAUCUGAAGUAUUAUGGAAUAUGGUUCUUAAGAAGGGUCUUGGAUUUGAUGGAUGGAUUGGAGGAAUCGGUCUUUACAUUAUUUUUGCCUUUUGGUCAUGUCUGACAGUUUCCAUCCUAGUCUUAAUGGAAGGUUUGUCAGCUUUCUUGCACACCCUUCGUUUACAUUGGGUUGAGUUUCAAAGUAAAUUCUACUCCGGCACUGGAUACGCAUUUCAACCCUUCUCUUUUGAGAAUAUUCUAGAUUCUGCAUCCAACACCAAAGAAGAAUAAUGGAAAAAAAUAAAUACUUAUAUUUAAUUAAAAUAUAUUUAUCAAUAUAUACUUUUCUUUAAACAUUUAUUGAAACAGGUUUUUUAACAUUACUAAUGAGUUGUUUUUUAUUUAAUUUUAUUUAAAGUUUUGAUAUAUUUUGUUUUGAAUUUUUAUUAAAAAAACUACUUACGAUUUAAUGUGCUCUCAUUUUUUAGAAACAUUAGUAAAGCAGCUUUCUGUAGUUGGUUUUAAAAACAGCAUUUAAGUAGAUAUAAAAUCCUUUUUUAACGUAAUCUGAAAAUGGUUAACCUUAUAAUAAUUUUUAGUUUUGUUAUUUUCAUAAAAUAACACAAUAAUUGUUUUCUAAAACGUUGUAUUUCCUGUUCAAACUGAUCUUUCAGAUUCCAUUAAAAAAUAAUUUUCUAUAAAAUUGGUGUUAAAAUUUUUAGGCUUGUAAAAUUUGUAAAACCUUAUAGCAUUACAGUUUACCUUUAAUAUAUUGAAAAAUAGAAAAAUUAAUAUAUAAUUAAAUUCAAAUGUAUUAAAACAAAAAUUAGAUAAACUGUAAACAUUGACUCGAUGGAUAGUUUUAGCAGUUAAUAAAUGUGUAGCAAAUCAA